Molecule: messenger RNA, 1986 nt
Organism: Synchiropus splendidus (mandarinfish)
Lineage: Eukaryota; Metazoa; Chordata; Actinopteri; Syngnathiformes; Callionymidae
Gene: manea
Product: mannosidase, endo-alpha
Exons: 5
Coding region: 207-1547 (446 amino acids)
Cellular component (GO): Golgi apparatus
Molecular function (GO): alpha-mannosidase activity
Source: RefSeq, a predicted model, not a curated record
GAUAUGUAUAUCUACUAUGUUUGCUGGCUGAUGACUGUCAUGUAUGACUGGUCUGUACAGUUCUGAACGGAUAAUUUAAUGCUCGUGUUUCCCAGUGUUAAACCAUUUCCGAUUGUUGAUCACGUGGGGAUCAAUGAGCCAGUGCCCCAGCGUCUGUGACCCGCAUCAGCGAUGACCCCAGGGGCCCCCCCACUACUGCUUGAAGAAUGGCGAGGUUCAAGCGCAGAACAUGCCUUGGUUUAAUAGCACUGGUGUGGACAGUAGUCAUCAUAACUCUGGGGUUAAAGUCCCUGACACCAGAGGACACGUCACUCAUGAGCCCUGAGGGAGGUGACCUGCUUCCAGAGCGGAAGAAAGACAGCCAGAUGCAGGUAGACGACAAGACGGACCCGAAACCUGAGCACAGUAAAAUGGUCGACUCAUCGCAGUUACGAAAGGACGAAGAAGUGCAGGCCAUGUUGAGGCGAUUCCCGCCUCCAAACUACUAUCUUCACGCCUUCUACUACAUUUGGUACGGGAACCCCAAGUUUGACGGGAAGUACAUCCACUGGAACCACCCGCAGCUGCCGCACUGGGACAGCAAGGUCGCGCAAGGGUAUCCGCAGGGACAACACAGCCCGCCCGAUGACAUCGGCGCCAACUUCUACCCGGCUUUAGGCCCCUACAGCUCCAGAGACCCGGCUGUCGUGGAGACCCACAUGCAGCAGCUCCGCACAGCUUCCAUCGGUGUCAUUGCCGUUUCCUGGUAUCCUCCCAAUACACAGGAUGACAACGGCGACCCGGUGGAUGACAUUGUACCGCUGCUGCUGGAUGUGGCUCAUAAAUACCAUAUUAAGAUCGCGUUCCACAUCGAGCCGUACAAAGGCAGAGACGAAGUCAAUAUGCUGGUGAAUGUCAAGUACAUCACUGAAAAGUAUGGGAACCACCCGGCCUUCUUCCGGUUCCGCACCAACGCUGGCAAGCUCCUGCCGCUCUUCUAUAUUUAUGACUCCUAUCUGAUGAACUCGGAGCAGUGGGCCAAACUGCUGAAACACACGGAGGCUAACAGCAUCAGGAACACGGCGUACGACGCCAUCUUCAUUGCUCUCUUGGUGGAGGAGAAACACAAGAGAGACAUUCUGACGGCGGGAUUUGACGGCAUGUACACCUACUUCGCCACCAACGGCUUCUCCUACGGCUCCACUCAGAAAAACUGGAACUCUAUUAGAACCUUCUGCGAAGACAACAGCCUGGUAUUCAUCCCCAGCGUGGGCCCGGGAUACAUCGACACCAGCGUUCGGCCGUGGAACUUUCAGAACACCAGGAAUCGCAUCAACGGGAAGUACUACGAGACGUCGCUGAGCGCCGCCAUGGAGGCCAGGCCGGACUUCAUCUCCAUUACCUCCUUCAACGAGUGGCACGAGGGCACGCAGAUCGAGGCGGCCGUUCCCAAAACCAGUCAGACGGCUUACCUGGACUACCUGCCCAACAAACCCACCAUCUACCUGGAGAUCACACAGAAAUGGGCCUCCAUUUUUGGCGGCGAGCGCAGGAAGUGGCAGGAGUAAUCCAAAGAAGGUCCCUGUGAGAGUGUCAUUCCAAGUCUGUCCAUUGUGUUCACACCGUAUCUGAAGUAAAACCAGCAUGGUUUCUCACUGUCCUCUCACACUUGCAGCUCAAUCUAUGCAGUGCAUCGGUGAUAUGUCGACGUAUUGCACCACAACAGGGACAAAUAAAGUGAGAACUGUCUAUUCCAAAGAUCAUUCAGCGCGUAAUAACUAUGAUCUGCAGCGUUCUUCACUGUGACCAACUGUCUGAUCAUUUCUACAUGGCGUCAACUUUUUGUCAUUGACCUCAAUGAUGGUGUCUCUUAAAGGCUGAUCGAGGUACUUGCUUGCUUAGCUUGUGUUAGCUACUAACCUUCCUGUAUCAUUGCGGGGGUGGAGGUUAGAAAUAAAAAAAAUGAAACACAAAAGACCAGAUGAUAUUAACUGGGAAUAAAAAAAA